AUGAAGCUGCUGAAGAAGCAGAUCAGCGAGAAGGACGGCACCGGCUCCGUGGUCCUGCGUGCUGAGGAGUCCGAGGAUAUGUGGCACAUAUACAAUCUCAUCCACGUGAGCGACGCGGUAAAGACAACAACGAUCCGCAAGGUAGUCAAAGAAGGUGUGACGGGCUCUACGAGUAGUCAGCGUGUCCGUAUGACGUUACAAAUUGAGGUGGAGCAAGUUAAUUUCGAUCCAGUGCUCUGCGUACUGCGUAUCAGGGGCAGAAAUGUCAUGGAGAGUCAACACGUUCGGAUGGGAGCGUACCAUACGCUGGAUCUUGAGAUGAACCGCGAUUUCACGCUGACAAAAAAGUGCUGGGACGUCAUGUCGCUAGAACGGAUUAAUAUGGCAUGCGAUAUUACCAAGCAAGCUGAGCUUGUAGCUGUGAUCAUGCAGGUCGGUCUGGCACACUUGUGCUUUAUUAAAGGUGAUAUGACGGUCAUUCGCGCCAAGAUCGAGACGAGUGUACCUAAAAAACGCCCGGGCAGCUCGGCUCAUGCCAAGGGCGCUGAAAAGUUUUACGCGAACAUUGUGCGUUCUAUCCGCCAGCAUAUAGACUUUAAGCUUGUCAAAUGUGUGCUACUGGCUAGCCCUGGAUUCGUCAAAGACGACUUCUUCAAGUUCAUGAUCGAGCAGGCUGUCCGUCAGGACGAUAAGCUUAUCCUUGAAAACAAGCCCAAGUUUGUAUUGUGUCAUUCGUCGUCUGGUCACAAGCAUGCUCUUGAUGAAGUUCUCAACGACCCUGCACUUCAGUCGCAAGUGAGGGACACGAAGGCUGUAGAGGAUGUCAAGUGCCUCGAUCGUUUCUUCAACAUGCUGCACAUCGAUCAGGACCGCGCGUAUUACGGCUACAAGCACGUUGUGCGGGCCAACGCAAAUAUGGCCAUCGAGACGCUCUUGGUCACGGACUUGCUCUUCCGGUCGCAGGAUGUCGCGACGCGGCGCAAAUACGUCGACCUUGUGGAGAGCGUACGAGAAAACGGUGGCAUAGUGCGGCUGUUUAGCAGUUUGCACGUGUCGGGCGAGAAGCUUGGCCAAGUAAGUGGUAUUGCUGCUAUUCUGCGUUUCCCCAUGCCUGAAAUCGAUGACGAGGACCAAGACAACGAAUCGAUUUCCGAUGAGGAAGAUGGUAAGGAGGAGGGCAGCGGGGUGAGUGACUUGUCGGUCGUAGCUUGA
Peronospora matthiolae is the source of this 1212-nucleotide messenger RNA. Lineage: Eukaryota; Oomycota; Peronosporomycetes; Peronosporales; Peronosporaceae. The record is from the annotation of a GenBank genome assembly.